Anoplophora glabripennis (Asian longhorned beetle) is the source of this 1822-nucleotide messenger RNA. It is a transcript of the gene mst, whose product is annotated as protein misato. Gene Ontology annotation, cellular component: cytoplasm. The transcript is spliced from 6 exons. The coding region runs from base 134 to 1792 and encodes 552 amino acids. The record is from RefSeq and is a predicted model, not a curated record. Lineage: Eukaryota; Metazoa; Arthropoda; Insecta; Coleoptera; Cerambycidae. Gene Ontology annotation, biological process: mitochondrion distribution.
UGAUUUUAUAUUUUAUAGGUUACGUUACUGUAUUUAUCUUUUUUUUAAAUAAGGUUGUUUUAGUAAUUUAAGAAUUGUAUCGAAUACGAAAUGCAGAAGUGUAUAAUAAUCUAGGUGUUAAGUUAUUUUUAACAUGGAUACUAAAGGGAUUCUUACUUUACAAUUUGGUCAUUAUUCUAACUUUAUUGGAACGCAUUGGUGGAAUAUCCAAGAACAAGGAUUUAAUUAUGACUCUACUUCAGAAAUCAAUCACGAUGUUCUUUAUAGGGAAGGUUUAACAGAAAAGAACGAAGUUACAUUUACUCCAAGGCUUUUAUUAGUAGAUUUGAAGGGAAGCUUGAAAAAUUUACCUGAGAGGGGAGACCUGUAUGAUAAUUCAACAAAACCUUCUAAAGGUGAAACUGAAUGGGAUUCACAUUUGGUGGAAAUCGAACAUAAAUGUAGUGAUAAGAAAAAUCAGUUUCUAAAAGAUUUAGAAGAUCCCAUUGAAUCCAAAAAAGUAUUGAACAAAACUUAUGACUUAGAAAAAGAUGUAACGGUGUGGUCUGAUUUCUUAUAUUCAAGAUUCCAUCCUAGAACAGUGAAUGUAUUGCAUGAAUAUCAGCAUGGUAACGAACAUACACCAUUUGAUGUCUUUCCUUUAGGGACAAGCCUAUGGCACACGUCGGAGUUUGAAGAUGAAUUUAGUAAUAGAAUUAGAAACUAUGUAGAAGAAUGUGAUUAUUUUCAGGGAUUCCACUUGCUGAGCGAUUGCACUAAUGCAUUUUCAGGACUAUCGUCAGGGUGUAUGGAGCAUUUGCAAGAUGAUUAUUGUGGAAAAUCAAUUUUAGCUUUUCCAGUCAUACCUUCUUUUUUCCCUGAUAGUGAAUUUACAACUAAAGAACAACAGUGCCAUACAAUCAUAAAUGAUUCCAUAAGAGUAUUAAAUUUGGCAUUAGGGUUUAACGCCUUCAACACGCAUUCUUCAUUGUUUAUUCCAUUAUGUACAGGAAGUGAAGGAUGGCGACAACCUGGAACAAAGAGAGAAUUUUAUCGUACAAUAUAUAAUCAUAAGCUUCCAUAUCAUUCAAGUGCAGUUUUAGCUGCAGCAUUAGAUACGUUCACGUUAAAACAUCGUUUGAAAUCGACUAAUUUCUCCCUAAUUGACCUUUGUGCCGAUCUAAGCCACAAUGGCCGAAAAGCGGCAGCGGCCAGUUUAUGUCUACCGUUUUCAUUUAACGUAGAUGCUAGUCUUCUUGAAUGUUUAGAUAAUUGGGAAGGUAGUUUGUCCAAAAGUAUUACUCCAAAUUGUGCGAUAGGAACUGAUAGGUUAAUGCAGUAUAUUACGUUGCGUGGAAUUAGCGAGGACAAAUUAAAACUACCACCUGAGCGAGCACAGAAACAACAAAACUUGCCUGCGUAUAAAUGUGAUAGUAUUGCGGAAAUGCUUAAUCUGUAUUUAUCGUAUUCAACCCAUGCCACUAUAAAUAACGUUACUGUGGUUCAUAAACCACUCGAUGUAAAGACACCGUAUCCGAGAAUCUUUGAUCAGUCCAUUAAUCAGUUUGGGUACGUUUCUGCCACACCCAGACCACAGCAUAUAAAUGUAGAAAGUAUUCCUCUCUUAGCGGGUUUGCAUUCUGGAUCUGAAGUGGGUACUAUGUUAGAAUCUCUUUAUGUAGAAGCAAAGAGAAUUAAAUAUCCGAGGUUUCAUCAGUUUAUCAGUGCAGGAAUUGAUAAAGAUGAAUACGAAGAGUGUUUAGAGUCAUUACUUACACUUACUGAAAAUUAUACAGACAAUUAUUAUAUGUAAUUUUGUAAAUUAAAGCAUAGUUAUAUUUCA